CUGCUCAGUCUCGGGCGAACCGCGGAUGCGUACGGAAGGCGCAGUUCAUUUCAUCAUCACCGUAGAAGAAAAAAAUCAUCUUGCCAUCCAUCCAAUGGUGAACUACUACGACUGCGAAAAGAAGUUGAUUUUAGCGCAUUUCUAGCCGUUUCUGGUGCGGAAACUGUUCUUUUUUCAUCGCAAGCAUGUGUAGUAGUUAAUAUUAGCAGCAAUAGUGAGCGAUUUUCGUGCGAAAACUGCUGCAAUGGUAAGGAAAAUGAGCCUUCGAAGGGUGCUCGUGCUUAGCAUCGCCAUAUUCCUUUUAUGGAUGAAAUUGCCGGACCAAAGCGCAAAUGCGUCAGUGCAGACUGAAAUCAUGGAAAAAUGGGGUGAUAACUUCGGGGAGGAGCUCUGGGACCUAGCACAGACUAUGACAAAAGCCAGUGAAAUUACAGCUAAAUACAAAGCAUACAACGCACGCGUGGAGCACAAGGAUGGCACCAGUUUGAUCCAGUCCAUCGUGGAGAACGUGGGCCGCAUGUUAAUCCGCAAGAUGGACGCCAUCAAGUGUAUCAUCAAUCUGGCGGAGGAAAUGUCCGAGCAGUUUAACGAUACAAAUCCGGACAACUUCACGUACUACUCCAGCAAAUACUCAUUUAUCGAAGGGCGUCCAGAGCCGGAGAUACCAUCGACUCUGGAAGAAAACAUAUGGAUGUAUCGGAACAUGUCACUCAACUCAGACACUCACUUCUUCAACAUCUCCGUCAACACGUCGUACAGUUCAGUACACGUGCCACAAAACGUGUACGAUCGCUACCCUUGGGUUCUCGAAGCGCUGCAAUGGUCCGAAGCACUGGACGACGUGUUUGUGCAGAACUACAACUCAGAUCCAGCGCUUUCAUGGCAGUACUUCGGUUCGGCUACGGGAAUACUACGGCACUAUCCGGCACUGGAGUGGGAUCGUGAGCUGGUCGAUAUAUUCGACUGUCGGAGACGAUCGUGGUACAUUGAAACGGCAACGUGUUCGAAGGAUAUUGUGAUCCUGCUUGAUAACUCCGGAUCGAUGACCGGGUAUCGGAAUUAUAUAGCUCAAUUAACCGUUAAAAGCAUUUUAGAUACGUUUUCCAAUAACGAUUUCAUUAACAUUUAUAAAUAUUCUAACGAUGUGGAGCCGCUAAUUCCUUGCUUCUCCGACAUACUUGUGCAGGCGACUCCGGAGAACAUUCGUUUCUUAAACGAAAAGGUUCGAGAGUUGCAUUGCGAAGGCUACGCCAACGUUAGAAAGGCAUUUACGAAGGCCUUUGAACUGUUACAGCACUAUCGUGAUAUUCGCCGAUGUAACGAAUCAAUCAGCGGUUGCAAUCAGGCUAUUAUGUUAAUCACGGACGGAGUUCCCAGCAAUAUAACCGAAGUUUUUGAGGAAUAUAAUUGGUUUGAGAAUGGAACCAAGGUCCCAGUUCGCGUUUUCACCUACCUUCUGGGAAGGGAAGUUACGAAAGUGCGAGAGAUUCAGUGGAUGGCUUGUCUGAACCGGGGACACUAUUCACACAUUCAAUCAUUGGACGAGGUACAGGAAGAAGUGCUGAAAUAUGUAACUGUGAUAGCAACGCCCUUGGUACUGCAAGGUGUCGAGCAUCCACCCACGUGGACGCAUGCGUUUACGGACACGGCGGAGAAUCUUGAAUCUAAAGCCGAUGACGACGAACCUCCUCGUUUGAUGAUAGCUGUUGGAGCUCCAGCGUUCGAUAGAAAAGCGAACUACGAUAAUGAAACGCGAAUGCCACGCUUACUCGGAGUUGCUGGAACAGAUAUUCCCGUGGAGGACCUUGACGAGCUAACCUUACCUUAUAAGCUGGGCGUUAAUGGAUACUCUUUCAUCGUGAGUAACAACGGUUAUGUACUGAUGCAUCCCGAUCUUCGGCCAGUUUCCAAGGGCCGAUUGAAAGAGAACUACAACAGUAUUGAUCUGACUGAGAUCGAACAGAUACUGUCUGACGUAGUUGAAAUAUCCGAUGAUUCGCUUACCGGACGUGAGCCUAAUCCGGUUAUGGAAACGCUCAGGGAACAGUUGGUGUUUUCGAAAUUCGGUAAGAUGUUGAAGGUUCCGGUGCGGUUCCAUUACGACAAAAUGAGGCGUGUCUCACUGCAGUAUCAGGAUUACUACUACGCACCACUGGAGAAUACUCCUUUCUCGCUAGGAUUGGUCCUGCCACAUGACUAUGGAAACACCUGGAUUAAAGUAGGUGACGAAAUCAAGCGAAACCAGCACAUGGGAAACAAUAUUUCCGACUCGUUCGUUGGGGAUAACUGGAAAGUGCACCCAGAAUGGGUUUACUGUAAGUAUCACUAUCUUGAAGGACACGAGUUCAAGACUCCAGAGGACGAGUUACGUCAUUUCUUGGUACGACUUUACGACCCGAAUUGGAAGUGGUCUCAACAGUAUGAACCAGAGCCGGAGGAUAUGCAAAGAGAUGGUGCUGAUGAACCAAACUGUGGUAGGAAAACACUUGAUGACGAUGCCUAUUACUGUAACAAGGAGUUAGUUCAGCAGUUGGUUUUCGAUGCCAAGGUUACAAAUAUGAGCUUUCGAAAUUGGGAAUUUCAAAACAAGAAUGAGAUGAACAUCAUUAAGAUGUACAACGCUACGUUGCGUUUUGUGGCAACCAUGAGCGGAUUGACUAGGUGGCAGUUUAUCUUCGGAGAGGUUGAAGUUGAAUCGGAUAACGAGUUUGGAGACUACCACAAGAAGGCUACCGAUGAAACUUGGUAUAAAAGUGCAAUUCUACAGCAUAAGAUUGAUCCGAAGAGUUUUGUGUACUCCGUUCCCCAUGCUACGGAUGAUCCGGAAGGAGUCGAGCUGAAAGUAACUGCUUCUAUGGGCAUUUUUCCAAGAGACGGUGGUCUGGAGGCUCCAGGCUGCGUAACGGGAUUUCAGUUUUCUCACGAGCUGAUGUAUGAGCGUUUCAUGGAGAUUACUUCAAAAACUACGUGUGAAGGAUGCAUAGAAACAUGCAAUUCGGAAACACGAGAUUGUUACGUGAUAGAUAACAACGGAUAUGUGAUCCUGUCCGAAUCUUCCAACGACACGGGAAGGUUCUUCGGUGAGAUUGAGGGAGCCAUUAUGCAGUCAAUGGUUGAUAAAGAAAUUUUCACAAUGAUAACCGUUUUCGAUCUGCAGGGAUUGUGCGACUAUGAACGAGUCGCUGCGAACGAUGCAUUUUCUUUGAUUCACCCACUCAAAUUGCUCUUAUUCGGUUUCGACUGGUUAUUAGCGGAGCUAUUCAUCUGGUUGAAUAGGUUUGACUUUUGGGUACAUGGUGUUUCCAGUCCGGAUUAUUACGACACAAGAAUGGAGUACGACGAUUCUGACUAUACUGACAUAAACCGACCGAAGAAACCAAAAAAGACAUAUAUCAAUGAUGAGGACGAGUACUUUAAUCGUCCCAAGGAAAUCAAAAAGGAAACAGUUUACGAAGCCUGUGAUAAAAAAUCGGAUCUGUACGUCAUGCAGCAAGACAUAUUCAUUAAGGGCGAUGGGUUUUUCUACGAAUCACAACCAAUAAACCCGGCAGAAUUACUGCAUCGACCAUACUUCGCUAAACGGAUUCCACGUUCGAAUCUGCUGAUGAUCAUCGUUGAGAGCGAGUAUCCCUCCGACCAUGUGGUUCUCUCGGCGUCACCUCAGGUCAUCUAUCACAAUGACACCGAGGGGCUGCCAUGUGUCAAAACGAGAUUGAACUUUUUACCCCGCCGACGGCUGGAGGAGUGCUACACUGAGCAUCCUGAUGAGGAACGUGUGGCUCAGUGCGGUGGUGCUUCCGAGCCAUUACUUCAACUGACUGUGGUGAUAUCGUCUUUGGUAUCACUUUUGUUAUAUCGAUGUGCCGAAAAAAUAGUCCAAUUUUAAAACAUGCAAUUGCUAGAACAAGAUAAGGAAAGGUUAAACCUUAUGUUUCUUGUAAAUUUAGAAAAGAUUUACUAAUUGGUUUUCGAGAUUGCAUAUACCUGUAGUGAAAUGAAAACCGAAGACUUCUUUUUUACAAAAACAAACAAAUAGAUCGAAACUGCCUUCAAUUAAAGCAGUCAGAAGCCAACUUGUCAAGUCACUGUUUUUAUGCGCACUUUUCAUAACCCGUGACAUGAAAACAACUAGACGGAACCAAUUUUAUCUCACUUUGAUCUUAUUUAUCAUAUUUUUGAAAACUGUAUCAAUUUAAAUAAAAUGCACACCGAGCGCACUUAAGUGAUAACAGUUUGUGAAGUACUUUUAAAAACCUCACUAAAAUUGUUUCAAAGCCAACUAAAAGCAGUUAUUUCGAUCAACCAGCUUAUUGAGUUUUAGUAAUUGAUGCAUCAAGUUGUUCGUUGCAGAAUCAUCAUUAUCAUCAAUAAGAACAAUGAUGCAGUAAAAUUGCAAAUACAUUAUAAAAAUAGGGUUUCACGAGGGUGAGUUCCAUCUUAUGAUGGUAAGUAUAUUUUAACUAAAUCACACACGUCCUGUAGAUUCGCCAAAUCAGCAAUUGUAGACCAAUUUUGAGUGUGACAAAUCAUUGGUAGGUGUCGAAAAAUUCGACCAUUGCGUCUCACCGCAACUUCGCUGUCGAUUAAUUAGAAGAAAGAGAAAACUUAUCUGAAUCCCACAUCAGAAACAUUCAGUCUUUUUUAGUGCCACGAGUGUUCUACAGACUCUUUACACACGAACGGAGAUUUGCUCUAUAAAUCCAAACGCAUUGACAAAAAGUUAAGUGAGCACAAGUGGUUUGGUUGGAGGUAGUAUGGGGGAAAAUCUGUGCAAAACUUAUGCUAUCUUCCUUGAUCCCAGUUGAAAAGUAGUUACUUUCAUGGUUGCUAGAUUUACUCUUUUUGUCUCCGCCAAUCUUUGUGUAAACUGUCUGUAGUGUUUACAGUAUCAUUCCCUCCAACACGAAAUGCACAGUGUAAUUGAAUGUUUAAACAUAAUAAACACAACUUCCAGAAUAACAUGUUAAUGCAACUAAGACGUUUUAUACACACUUUUAAGUAGCUAAAACAAUAAAAAAUUAAAGGAAAGUUAUUUUGGCGCACACUUUGUUUAGUCGACAGACAUUUCUUGAGCGUUUUUUCAAAACGUCAUAUCUACAAUGAGUUACUCUCUUUGUUUACUUUCUCUUCUGUUAAUAAUUCGGUCACUUUAACAUUUAUCCCUCAACUCUUUGCAUAAUCUGCUAGUUAAAACCACCGUCUUUCGAUCUGUACUGUAAAAUAAGUGAAAAGUGUUAUAGUGACGCCGUAAAAAUCGAAAGAGAAAGUAAACAAAGAGAGUAACUCAUUGCAGAUAUAACGUUUUGAAAAAACGCUCAAGAUUUCUGUUUCAUAUUUUUUUUAAUAAAGAGAAAACAAAACAUGGAAAAACUGAUAUCCAGUGAUGUAAUUAAUUGCAACUAAAAAGUCACACACACAUAUACACAGCGGUUUUGUUUUCAUCAGUGUCAGACUGGGAUUAAAUGGAGAGAAAUAAACAAAUAAAAAAACUGUAACCAAGCAAUCGCUUGUUACUGUCGUGGUAUUUAUUUCGCUUUUACAUCUGAUCGGUUGAUUAACUUGACACGUAUUUCCCCGAGAACAUUAUUGUAAAAAAAUUUGCAGGAGCAAGAUAAAUAUUUCGAAAGAAAAAUGCUUGGAACAGCAAGGCUUUGCGCCCUCUAGAGACUAUAUUUAUUUUCUUUCAACGCACUGUUAAUCAUAUCAUACUAUGUUAUAGAAACCUUCUGUUUCCAUGUUAUGCCAUAAUUUGGGAGAGAUUAUUUGUCUGUUGUAACCCUGCCUUGGGAAAUAGUUAAGUUAAUGUUUAAUUUAUGUGAAAAAUGGUAGAUAUGCUCUGGAAUAAAGAAUCUGUUGAUAUUUAUAA
This is a messenger RNA of Topomyia yanbarensis, 5866 nucleotides long. It is a transcript of the gene Ca-Ma2d, whose product is annotated as voltage-dependent calcium channel subunit alpha-2/delta-3. Gene Ontology annotation, molecular function: voltage-gated calcium channel activity. NCBI's taxonomy places the organism in Eukaryota, Metazoa, Arthropoda, Insecta, Diptera, Culicidae. Bases 245 to 3886 code for a protein of 1213 amino acids. The transcript is spliced from 15 exons. Gene Ontology annotation, cellular component: voltage-gated calcium channel complex. The record is from RefSeq and is a predicted model, not a curated record.